Messenger RNA from Colletotrichum scovillei, 3167 nucleotides. RefSeq lists its product as uncharacterized. The coding region runs from base 204 to 2507 and encodes 767 amino acids. NCBI's taxonomy places the organism in Eukaryota, Fungi, Ascomycota, Sordariomycetes, Glomerellales, Glomerellaceae. Gene Ontology annotation, cellular component: mitochondrial inner membrane. The record is from RefSeq and is a predicted model, not a curated record. Gene Ontology annotation, biological process: mitochondrion inheritance. The transcript is spliced from 2 exons.
GUCAUUUCUGCAUGAGCGCAUGAAAUGUGCUAACAUUUGCCGUGCCUCCCUCGAUACUUGUCUUGCUUCAACCCCUCUGACCGUGUUGUUCUUUGGUCCAUUUGUUGCUGCGGUAAAUAAACAGGGUCGUUUCUCCUCCCUCCUCGUUCUUUCUUCUUGUUGCUGUCUCUCUGUUCAACCAAGAGACAGGAUGAGCUUGAGAAAUGUCUAACGCUUCGUCGACUCUUCUUGGGCGUCGCUUCUGGUCUUGCGCCUGUGGAUCGGCGCAGACUCUGGGUUUGCGAGGAACGACCAUCACAACAGCGACAACGAGGAAUACCUGUCUGAAAGCCAGUCAAUCUACUGUCAACCCUUCCCUCCCUAGGCCGAACACCUUCAGACGGUCCAUACACUCCGGGUCACAACACUCGUUUCCUCGGCCGAACAUCCACAAUGCGCGACGAAGCUAUACAGGCAGCGGACUGCUGCUGGUUGGGUUUACCACAGAACUCGCGCCCACGCAAGCAUCGGCAGCUUGCGCAGUUGCUGCAGAAUCAGCUACGAACACCGGUCUGACGAAGAAGUCGAAUGUCUACCAACUGGCCCGGCAAGCAUGGAGACGAGGCAUACAUACCGAUCCGAGGGGUGCCGUGAACCCGGCCGAAAGGAGGCAUCAUAGCUCCAAGAGCGGAAAGCAGGAGGAAAAUGGCUCGACAACCCAGACGAAGCAGGAUACCCCCAAGGCUGGGGAGCAGGGCAAGCCAGACGCACCGGACCCUGACGCCGAAUCGAUCGCAUCCACCAUGUCGAAAUAUUUGCACAUUCCAAAGAUGCCGCACCGGCCCACCCGGGAUGAGCUAUUGGCCGCAGCGAACGGCUUCCUGGGUCGAAUGAAGGUUCGAUUCAAGUGGGCGUCUAUUAGGAGUAUGAGGCCGUGGAAUAUUGAUGAAUGGGGCGCCUUCGUUUCGUGGUUCCUGUUUGGCCAUCUCGUCUGGAUUUUGGUCGGUACCACCACCUUUUUCUCGCUGAUCAUUCUCAGCAUCAACACCGUCUUUGCGCAAGAAACCCUUGCCAAAUGGGUAGGCGAUUCUUUGACCGAGUCUGCAGGCGUCACGGUCGUCUUCGAAUCCGCAAUUGUUCCCAAGUGGGGAGAUGGCGUGAUCAGCUUCAAGAAUGUCUUUGUGUCACGGCGACCAGGACAGGUCAAGUCUUCGGUUAGUAAGGGCUCUUCCGAGAGCGCUGCGGCCAUGGCUGCGACUGGAAACCAGCCCGACCAGGACGGCCAAGUAUUGGAAGAGGAUGAUGGCAACUACACACAAUACGACGUGUCGAUCGCAACGGUCAACGUGACACUGUCAUUCUUAAAGUGGUGGAACGGCAAGGGUUUCCUGAAGGAUGUUGAGGUCAAGGGCGUUCGUGGUGUCGUUGAUCGCACGUCUGUGCAAUGGUCAGACGAGGUGGUCGACCCUCUAUCCUACCGCCAUACCCACGAACCCGGCGAUUUCGAGAUUGACUCUUUCAAACUCGAGGAUCUUCUCGUUACUGUUCAUCAGCCCAAGGGUUUCCGACCAUUCUCAGUCAGCAUCUUCUCCUGCGAAUUGCCACAGCUCAGGAAACAGUGGCUCUUUUACGACUUCCUAUCGGCAACCCAUAUGUCGGGGUCAUUUGAUGGCUCUUUGUUCACCAUUCACCCCCGUCAAGUACACGGUACUAUCGCUAGCGAGAAUGGAGACAUGGCAGAGGAUGUGGGCGAGCCGGCAGCUUGGAAGAAGUUCAGCCGCCUGCGCAUUGAUGGUCUUAAAAUCGACCACCUCAACCGUGGUGUAGAGGGACCUUUCGGCUGGAUCUACGAGGGUAAUGUCGACAUUGUCGCAGAUGUCAUGUUCCCCGCGGACGUUGACGAUGGCAUCACCAAAGCCAUGUCGGACCUUUACGACCAGCUCGAAGACGUCGUGAUAUCCAACCGCAUGCGUCUGCUCCAGAAGGAUCUGCUCGACAUCAAAAUCGUGGGCUCUUCCGCCUCGGAUCUCUGGGGAUCUACACCUACUAAGGGUCAUCUUUCCCAAGCUAUACCAGAGCUCACCGAAGAAGUCCCCGAGAAGUCCACAGACGCUGAGUCUUCCGACCCCUCUGGUUCUUCCGAGUCAUCAGAAGAAGACCGGAGAUAUUUAAUCAUGGAUCUCCGAAUCCACAUGAAUGAUGUCAAGGCCGCCGUACCCCUAUUCACAAAAGACAUCUCCUACAUCAACCAGGCGCUCGUUCGCCCCAUCGUGGCCUACAUCAACGCCAAGAAGACAUACAUCCCAAUCAACUGUCGCAUAGUCAAGCGCCACACCGAUUUCGACGGCAGCUGGUCCAUCUUUGACUGCGGUCUCAUGGACGACAUGUCGGCCGAGACCUACGAGGCUUUUGCACGCGACAUUGAGGACCAGCAAAGCCGCGUUCGUCGGCUGAAAAAGGUUGGCUUCUGGACUCUGUCUCUUGCUGUCCAUGCUCUCUUCAUGGGCAUGGCAGGCAAUGUCAUUUAAAAAACCUUACCCUCUCAACUCCCUCUUCUCUCUCCCCCUGGCUUCUUCUCCUGUUUUCCUGCCCUCUACGUGAGCACGGCUGUCUUUUAAUGAGCGCAUGAUAUUCGAAAACGGGUGGCGUUGUCUUUUUACAAAUCUUGUAUAGAUGGACAAAGGGAGGAAACAACAACCAUCAUGUACAUAUACAAAGGGCAAACAUCUCUGCACAGGAGGAAAGAAGGGGGUAUUGGGUUCCAUCAAACCGCUCAAUUCUUUUUUUCUUUCUUGUCUGGGAUUAUUUUCUGGGGAGACGAGGCGUUUUACACGGGGAACAUGAGGUAUACGGGGAAGAGCAAACAACAAAAUAAUUGAUACCCCCUUGUUUUUGACAACAUACAUCUGACCAAAGACCGCGUCGCUCGUGAUGUUGACGUGUUGGACACAGUCGUAUUUCGACGCUGUGAGUCACUCGGAAGAUACUUUCAAGGCAUGAAAUUCAUUCGCUGGCAGCAUGACGCGCGCGCGCAUGAAUAUCAAACUCGCGUGCCGCCAAGGAUCCUGGGCGACGCUUAUCGCAACCACAAACAUACACUACACUUCUCCACAAAGCUUUCCCCCAGCGGACCCUUGUUUUCGGUUGCAUGAAGCUGUAUAGCCUAGUUACAGGUCUCUUCCCCCCGC